CAAAGAAAUAACAGUCAUUAAAAAACCAAAAACCAAUGCAAAGUGAAACAACCAUGUCUGGAGAAGUGCGUUUGAAGCAGUUGGAACAGUUUAUUUUGGAUGGGCCAACUCAGACUAAUGGGCAAUGCUUCAGUGUGGAAACCUUGCUGGAUAUACUCAUCUGCCUUUAUGAUGAAUGUAAUAACUCCCCUCUGAGAAGAGAGAAGAACAUCCUCGAGUAUCUCGAGUGGGCCAAACCUUUUACAUCUAAAGUGAAACAGAUGCGACUACACAAAGAAGAUUUUGAAAUCCUGAAGGUGAUUGGUCGAGGAGCCUUUGGGGAGGUUGCAGUAGUAAAACUGAAGAAUGCAGAUAAGGUUUUUGCCAUGAAGAUACUCAAUAAGUGGGAGAUGCUGAAGAGAGCUGAAACAGCCUGCUUUCGAGAGGAGAGAGAUGUGUUAGUGAACGGAGACAACCAAUGGAUCACAACAUUACAUUAUGCAUUCCAGGAUGAAAACUACUUGUACCUGGUUAUGGAUUAUUAUGUUGGAGGGGACCUGCUUACAUUGCUCAGCAAGUUUGAGGACAGGCUGCCUGAAGAUAUGGCUCGUUUUUAUCUGGCUGAAAUGGUGAUAGCUAUUGAUUCAGUUCAUCAGUUGCAUUAUGUUCACAGGGAUAUUAAACCAGACAACAUCUUGAUGGAUAUGAAUGGACAUAUUCGGUUAGCAGAUUUUGGUUCAUGUCUGAAACUGAUGGAAGAUGGAACGGUCCAGUCUUCAGUGGCAGUUGGAACUCCCGACUACAUCUCUCCAGAAAUCUUGCAGGCCAUGGAAGAUGGGAAAGGGAAGUAUGGGCCCGAGUGUGACUGGUGGUCCCUAGGCGUUUGCAUGUAUGAAAUGCUUUAUGGAGAAACGCCCUUUUAUGCUGAGUCCUUGGUGGAGACCUAUGGGAAAAUAAUGAACCACAAAGAGAGGUUUCAGUUUCCUGCUCAAGUGACGGAUGUCUCUGAAAGUGCGAAGGACCUCAUCCGAAGGCUCAUUUGUAGCAGAGAGCACCGACUUGGACAGAAUGGUAUAGAAGACUUUAAGAACCAUCCCUUUUUUGCUGGCAUUGACUGGGACAACAUUAGAAACUGUGAGGCACCUUACAUCCCAGAAGUCAGCAGCCCUACUGAUACAUCAAACUUUGAUGUGGAUGAUGAUUGCUUAAAAAAUUCUGAAACAAUGCCUCCACCAUCACACACUGCAUUUUCUGGCCAUCAUUUACCAUUUGUGGGUUUCACAUAUACAAGUAGUUGUGUGCUUUCAGACCGCAGCUGUCUAAGGCUGACAGCUGGACCACCCUCCAUGGAUCUGGAUGCCAGCAUUCAACGAACUUUGGAGGAUAGUUUAGCAACAGAAGCUUAUGAGAGGAGAAUAAGACGUCUAGAGCAGGAAAAGCUUGAGCUUAGCAGAAAGCUACAAGAGUCCACCCAGACAGUCCAGGCUCUGCAGUAUUCAACAGUGGAUGGCCCCAUAACAGCAAGCAAAGAUUUAGAAAUUAAAAGCUUGAAAGAAGAAAUUGAAAAGCUGAAGAAACAAGUAACAGAUUCUGGUCAGCUAGAACAGCAACUUGAGGAGGCCAGCACUGCAAGGAGGGAGUUGGAUGAUGCUUCCAGACAAAUAAAGGCUUUUGAGAAACAGGUCAGAACGCUGAAGCAAGAGAGGGAAGAUCUUAAUAAGGAACUGGCAGAGUCUAGUGACAGAUUAAAAUCCCAAGCCAAAGAGCUGAAAGAUGCACACAGCCAGCGGAAAUUGGCAAUGCAGGAGUUCUCAGAGAUGAACGAGCGGCUGACAGAUUUGCACUCUCAAAAACAAAAGCUUGCCCGCCAGCUCCGAGAUAAGGAGGAAGAAAUGGAAGUGGUGAUGCAAAAAGUAGAAAGUUUAAGGCAAGAGUUACGCAGAACAGAGAGACUUAAAAAAGAACUGGAAGUCCAAGCUGAAGCCGCAGCUGCUGAGGCAUCCAAAGACAGGAAAUUGCGGGAGAGAAGUGAACAGUACUCUAAGCAGUUGGAAAGCGAAGUAGAAGGCCUGAAGCAAAAACAGAUUGGUCGCUCACCUGGGGUAAGCAGCAUAGAACACCAGCAAGAGAUCACCAAAUUAAAGGCAGACCUGGAAAAGAAAAGUGUUUUCUAUGAGGAGGAGCUAUCUAAACGUGAAAUAAUGCACGCUAAUGAAGUCAAAAGCCUGAAGAAAGAACUGCGGGAUGCAGAGAGCCAGCAACUUGCCCUCAAAAAGGAGAUCAUGAUUUUGAAAGACAAGCUAGAGAAAACCAGAAGGGAAAACCAAAGUGAAAGAGAGGAGUUUGAAACGGAGUUCAAACAGAAGUAUGAACGAGAAAAGAUUCUGCUGACAGAGGAAAACAAAAAGCUUUCCAGUGAACUUGAUAAGCUCACCACCAUGUUUGAGAGGCUGAGUGUGAACAACCGGCAGCUGGAAGAAGAGAUGAGGGACCUGGCUGAUAAAAAGGAGUCAGUGGCCCACUGGGAGGCCCAGAUUACUGAGAUCAUCCAAUGGGUAAGUGAUGAAAAAGACGCUCGAGGAUACCUUCAAGCUUUGGCUUCUAAAAUGACAGAAGAACUAGAGGCCCUGAGGAACUCCAGUUUGGGUGCAAGAGCUACAGACAUGCCCUGGAAGAUGCGCCGCUUUGCCAAACUGGAUAUGUCUGCAAGGUUGGAGCUCCAGUCUGCUCUCGAUGCUGAAAUCCGAGCCAAACAGGCUAUUCAAGAUGAGCUGAAUAAAGUCAAAGCUUCCUGUAUCUCUACAGAGUGUAAAUUGCAAGAAUCUGAGAAGAAGAACAUGGAGCUGCUGGCAGAUAUCGAAAGGCUGAAAAAGGAGACAGAAGAGCUUAGAUCAGAAAAGGGUGUAAAGCACCAAGACUCACAGAAUUCUUUCUUGGCAUUUUUGAAUGCGCCUACCUCUGCUCUGGAUCAAUUUGAAGAUUCCUUUUCCUCCUCUUCAUCCUCAUUGAUUGAUUUUAUGGAUGACCGCUCUCCUUCCUGUAUUCCAGCUAACAAAGGCAGACGUAUUGAUUCAGUUGAGAAUUUUACAUUGUCUAAUACACCAUCAAGGGACGAAGAUAGCAAGUCUCACCUCCAUUCAAGAUCAAGGUCUCCUUCUACAGCUAGUGAGAUUGAACCAAUUGAGGUUGCAGACCAUCCUCCCCGUUCAAUGCACACACCAACCAUGAGGACAGCAUACAUUGGAUCAGGACUCUCUGCACCAAAGCCUAAAGCCCACCAGUUUGUUGUGAAAUCAUUUAACACGCCAACAAAAUGCAAUCAGUGUACCUCUCUGAUGGUGGGUUUGAUACGACAGGGCUGCACUUGUGAAGUAUGUGGAUUCUCUUGCCAUGUGACCUGUGCAGACAAGGCUCCUGCAGUAUGUCCAAUCCCUCCUGAACAGACUAAGGGACCUUUGGGAAUAGAUCCACAGAAAGGCAUAGGAACAGCUUAUGAGGGACAUGUCCGAGUACCGAAACCAGCUGGAGUAAAGAAAGGUUGGCAGAGAGCGCUGGCAGUGAUCUGUGAUUUUAAACUCUUCCUAUAUGAUGUAGCAGAAGGAAAAGCAUCCCAGCCCAGCGUGGUAGUGAGUCAGGUCAUAGACAUGAGGGAUGAAGAAUUCUCAGUGAGUUCUGUCUUGGCCUCAGAUGUCAUCCAUGCAAAUCGGAAAGAUAUCCCCUGUAUCUUUAGGGUUACAGCUUCCCAGCUCUCUGCAUCCAGUAAUAAGUGUUCAAUCCUGAUUCUGGCAGACGGUGAGAAUGAAAAGAGCAAGUGGGUAGGAGUGCUGAAUGAGUUGCACAGGAUCUUGAAGAAGAACAAGCUCAAAGACCGCUCAGUCUAUGUUCCCAAAGAGGCUUAUGACAGCACCUUACCCCUCAUCAAAACAACACAGUCAGCAGCAAUUAUAGACCAUGAAAGAAUAGCUCUGGGGAAUGAAGAAGGAUUAUUUGUUGUGCAUGUCACCAAAGACGAGAUUGUCCGUGUUGGUGACAACAAGAAGGUUCAUCAGAUCGAGCUCAUCCCCAGCGAGCAGCUGGUGGCAGUGAUCUCGGGACGAAACCGUCACGUGCGGCUGUUCCCUGUGGCUGCCCUGGAUGGAAGGGAGACUGAGUUCUACAAGCUGGCGGAGACGAAAGGCUGCCAGUCCAUAGUGUCUGGCCACGUGCGCCACGGAGCCCUGACCUGCCUGUGUGUAGCCAUGAAAAGGCAGGUCCUCUGUUAUGAACUCAAUCAGAGCAAGACACGGCACAAAAAGAUCAAGGAGAUCCAAGUCCAGGGCAACGUCCAGUGGAUGGCAAUCUUCAGCGACCGGCUUUGCGUGGGCUACCAGUCAGGUUUCUUAAAAUACCCCCUGCACGGAGAGGGCAGCCCCUACAGCCUGCUCCAUCCGGAUGACCACACACUCUCGUUUGUCUCACAGCAGCCAACUGAUGCCAUCUGUGCAGUCGAAAUCUCAAACAAAGAAUACCUGCUGUGUUUUAGCAGCGUAGGGGUUUACGUUGACUGCCAGGGCCGAAGGUCUCGGCAACAGGAAUUGAUGUGGCCUGCGACUCCAUCUUCUUGUUGUUACAAUGCACCAUACCUCUCUGUGUACAGUGAAAAUGCAAUUGAUAUCUUUGACGUGAACUCCAUGGAGUGGAUUCAGACUAUUCCUCUCAAAAAGGUACGACCCUUGAAUACAGAAGGAUCACUAAACCUUUUAGGCUUGGAGACAGUUAGAUUAAUAUAUUUCAAAAAUAAAAUGGCAGAGGGUGAUGAACUAGUAGUUCCUGAGACAUCAGAUAACAGCCGGAAGCAGAUGGUUCGAAACAUCAACAACAAGCGCCGCUACUCCUUCAGAGUUCCAGAGGAGGAGAGGAUGCAGCAGAGGAGGGAGAUGCUACGUGACCCAGAAAUGAGAAACAAAUUAAUUUCUAACCCAACUAAUUUUAACCACAUAGCACAUAUGGGGCCAGGAGAUGGUAUACAAAUUCUCAAAGACCUUCCAAUGCAGCGUUCCCCUUAUCAGUUCCCUCAUCAUCACUCCCGUCUGAUCUCCUCUCCGAGCAACUUUGAGCACAUCUACCACAUGACUGUUAACUCAGCUGAAAAAUUCCUCUCUUACGAUUCCAUAAACCCUGCAUUUUCCCCGCCUCCACGCUCUGUCCUGGGUACUCCAGACUUUGUGACUCUGAGGAACCUUCGGCCGCAGGAGAGCCGGACGGUGUUCAGCGGCUCUGUCAGCAUCCCAUCCAUCACCAAAUCCCGCACGGAACCAGGGCGGUCCAUGAGUGCCAGCAGUGGCUUAGCAGCACGAUCGUCUGCACAGAAUGGCAGUGCCCUGAGGAGGGAGUUCUCGGGAGGCAGCUACGGAGCGAAGCGGCAGCCCAUGGCCUCGCCCUCAGAUGGGUCCCUGUCCUCUGGUGGCCUAGACCAAGGCAGCGAUGCACCAACAAGGGACUAUGAGAGAGAGGACUCUGACUCUCCAAGACAUUCUACUGCAUCAAACAGCUCCAACCUCAGCAGCCCUCCCAGCCCAGUUUCUCCUCACAAGACCAAGAGCCUCUCCCUGGAGAGCUCUGACCACGUGAGUUGGGACUCAUGAACUGCUUCAGCAUUCAGAUUUGACAUCACAGCAGCUCGCUACCCCCAUGGCUGUCCCCUUCACUUGCUCCAGUUCUCACCUUCAUCAUCCUAACCUCCAAUCCCUGUCUGACAGUGAUCUGGGAGCGUGGGGUACAGAGGAAGGUUAAAGCUGGUCACCUGCAGCACCGUUCGGCACUGCCUCACCCUUCCCUUCCCCACAUUUGACAGCAGCAAAGGAGCAAAGCUUAGGGUGUUGGUAAAUAUCAGAUGCUGUAGACUUUGUAUUAGCAUUGGUUUCCUUUUUGUGGUUACAGCUGCUUCAUUUUUAAAGACAUAUUUAUCCCACCUCCUCCUCCACCUCCCCACACACACACACCUUCCACUUCCCAAAAAGUAGCUUCUGUAGACUGGCUCAGUAUCAAGAAGAGAAAAUUCAGAGGGAUUUUGUUUUGUUUUCCUACACUAGUUCAUUGUACUGUACAAAAGUAGCACAGAGACCCCUUCCCCCUCUCCCCACCCAGCUUCCUCAGCACGGGGAACCAUCAGUACAUGUCAGAGGCACAUAAAAAAACAAAGCUUUCCAAGCCACCACGUUUGAAUGUUAAUCUGAUUGUCGCCAGCAAAUCCUUAUCGAUGAAGAGGAUGCAAUAUUUUACUACUACAGGACAGAGUUUAAAUGAGUAUGCAGAUGUUAGAGGUUAAAAUAGGUUAUGUAUAUAUUCAAAGAGAAGAAAAAAAAAACAAAAACA
This is a messenger RNA of Dryobates pubescens (Downy woodpecker), 6333 nucleotides long. It is a transcript of the gene CDC42BPA, whose product is annotated as CDC42 binding protein kinase alpha. Lineage: Eukaryota; Metazoa; Chordata; Aves; Piciformes; Picidae. Gene Ontology annotation, cellular component: cytoplasm; cytoskeleton; actomyosin. Gene Ontology annotation, molecular function: ATP binding; protein serine/threonine kinase activity; protein binding. The coding region runs from base 36 to 5603 and encodes 1855 amino acids. The transcript has 40 exons. The record is from RefSeq and is a predicted model, not a curated record. Gene Ontology annotation, biological process: peptidyl-threonine phosphorylation; actomyosin structure organization.